Messenger RNA from Perkinsus marinus ATCC 50983, 1302 nucleotides. RefSeq lists its product as hypothetical. The record is from RefSeq and is a predicted model, not a curated record. NCBI's taxonomy places the organism in Eukaryota, Perkinsozoa, Perkinsida, Perkinsidae. Bases 1 to 1302 code for a protein of 433 amino acids. The transcript has 13 exons.
AUGGGAAAAGGUGCUCCACCGAGACCUUGUAAAGAGGUCGAGCAAGAACUACGUCACUUGAAGAUGGGUCUUCGAGAAGUCCAUAAGAUCUACGCUGCCUUUUAUCAGCUCAAACUAGACAUGCUGACAGUGAAAGAAGUCCCGACGGACUCUCUCAUCAACUUAGUUCGAGAUCGUAAGGAAUACGUAGCCGGCAUGCUACGGAAUUUGGUCGAACUUGGUGGUUGCUUCGACACGGUUAAAUGGGACGAGUUCCUGUAUAUCUUCCUCCGCUUCUGCUCCCUCUCUAAGAUCGAGCUAUGCCAGCUCAUGUUCCUAAUCAUAGUAAAAGACGUCAAGUCGUGGACAGUACACUAUUUGACAGCGUCUCAGCUUGAUGAGUUCUACUCACGGUGCAUACAGAGGAGCAUCCCGUCUUCAGCAUUCUGGGAGAACUACGAUCGUACGGAGGUUUUCAAUAGGAAACUCACGUUGGAGUUUUUCCUCAUGCGGAAGACCCACAUUUUCCUCCAGGGCGUGCCCGCCUUCCGAGAAACCUGUGACAUGCUCCUCCCGGCGGUCAUGGGAGCCGAUCCUUUGCAACGGAACCCACAUGCGACUGCUAGCACUGAGCGUGGUAACUCGCCCAAUGCCACUAGCGUUGAGCCUGUGGCUCCGCGUUCUCCCGAGCUGGCUACUGCUGGUUUGCUGACGAGUACUUACGCGACGCUAGAUAUCGAGUCGGUCAGCAAAGCUAGAACUUCCGUGACUGAGUUCGAGACGAAUCUGAAUCUUCUACCUAAAGUUCCCAGAAAGGCCGCUGCGGAAAGCGUUAAAUCUGGAGAAAAGAUCUCUACUGAGUUUAGGAAGAGUUUCGGUAAGGCCAAAAAGAAAUCAUCAGUGGAGGAGGAUUCUGAUGAUGAUGAUAUUCCGUUCGAUCGGAAAAGCAUAGCGAUGGACCAAAUUCCAAAGUGGAUGCACACUUUUGUGAACCCUCCAGUCAAGAAGUCUUUCACCGAACGAGCUCUAGAGGCAGAGUUCAUCAGAAAGAGUCGCGAGAGGAGAGAGGAGACGAAGAGCGUGGUUAGUUCUCUACGGCUUACUGUAGACUACCUUAAUUACGUUACGGAUCGUUACGGUUCCCUUUUACGGUUACACUUCAAGCUCCGUAUCGUGAAGUUACGGCGCCGUAACGGGUCUCACGUAGACUUUGUUGAAAAAUCGCUACGCUGCCCAUCCAUACGACGUACCAGUGGUCAGAUGCCUCACAGACGUCUUGACAAGCCUGAGGGGAAGAUACAGGUGUGUGUGGGUGAGGUCUAA